Molecule: messenger RNA, 1069 nt
Organism: Penaeus chinensis
Lineage: Eukaryota; Metazoa; Arthropoda; Malacostraca; Decapoda; Penaeidae
Exons: 3
Coding region: 1-1065 (354 amino acids)
Biological process (GO): homophilic cell-cell adhesion
Molecular function (GO): calcium ion binding
Source: RefSeq, a predicted model, not a curated record
AUGGUGAAGGGGCAGACCAGCGUGGAAGGCGGAGGGAAACUGGGGCCCGGCGGUCUCCUGGAGGGCGGGAGAGAGGCAGGGGGCGGAGGGAAGAAGUGCCCGUCGGAGGUCACGCAGGAGACGCUGCUGGAGCUGCUCAAGCUGAAGGCGCCGAAGACGGAGGCGACGCAGCAGGAUGCAGGUAGUGUGGCACUUCUGUUUCUUGGAUCCUGUGUUCCCGCCUCCCCCGUUUCACGAUGGUCCGUGAAUCUUCAAAGCAUCCCACGCUCUCCCCCAGCUGAAGCGCAGGAGGGGGCGCCCCGUGGGGGUGCGGCGACCCCCGUUGUUGUGGCGGUCGUGGGGACGCCCUGCGAGCCGCUCCUGCCGGGGGAGGACCUGCGCGCCUACGCCUAUGAGGGGGACGGCUCCUCCGCCGGCUCGCUCUCCUCCACCAUAUCAGGCUUGCGCAAGGAGGUGACCAUCGAGGGCGAGGAUGAGGUGGAGCCUCUCGUGCCGGAGAUCCUAGAAGUGCUUGACCUGCUGAAGAACCUCCCCGACGCCCCGAGGACGCCCCGGGAACCCCUCAAGACGGUGCCACACACUCCCAAGACACCGAGGGAGCAUCGCAGGACUUCAUCGGGCGGGUCGGUGCCUCAGAGGGAAGGGCACAAGAAACUUCCAGACACUCCGAGGACUCCACGUGGUAUCCUGAAAUCCUUCAGAGAAACGUCGAGAACUUCGGGAUCGCCAAAUCAAGGCGGCGACGGGACGGCCGCGAACGAGGAGAGCAAAGAAGGCGGAGAGAGGAGUAAGAAAAUCGGACAGGGAGUGGAGAUGCGGCUGACAGGAGUGUCUGAGAAAGAUAGAGGGAACGCUGAUAAAGUGUCUUGCGGCGCCCUUGGGGGUCUCCCGGUCGAGAUGCCUUGCGUGGGCGAAGUCCCCUCUCAGAAGGCGAGGUCGACGCCCACCACGAGAAGACACUCCGAGAGCAGACGCUCCAGCAGCGGGAAGCGCCCUGGGAGCAUCUCCAGCAGCGUCAGCAACACUUCCUUGUAUGGCUACGAGGAGCUGUCAACGCCCUGCUGAUGAC